Molecule: messenger RNA, 2480 nt
Organism: Oncorhynchus mykiss (rainbow trout)
Lineage: Eukaryota; Metazoa; Chordata; Actinopteri; Salmoniformes; Salmonidae
Biological process (GO): regulation of DNA-templated transcription
Molecular function (GO): RNA polymerase II cis-regulatory region sequence-specific DNA binding; DNA-binding transcription factor activity, RNA polymerase II-specific
Source: RefSeq, a predicted model, not a curated record
UCUAGUUUUAUGGCUUUGUGGGUGGGUUUCGAUUAGUUUUUUGCCAUUUUAUUUUCUAAAGAACUGGCAACCCUGUGUAGGAGGCAAGAAAGAAAACGCUGCUUCGAAGGGAGGACAUAAAGUUGGAUCUGUUUUUUUCCUUUGGUGUUUCGUCUCUUGGCUUAUCUACAGUGUGCAUUCUUCUCGGUUGUCGUGUAGAACAAACAGUGUUUAGUUAUCGAAUACUUCAAUAUUCUGAUUUCAGAGACUUCACGUUCCCCAGAUCGAUCGUGUGAUCGUCACGGCAGCGAACUCAUGGCGGACUCCGUGGAGACGUUCCAGACACACCUCACCUCUGUCAUGGACAGUUUGAUCCGAGCGUCGGUGUGCGAGAUCACCAAACUGUUCCAGGACACGGUGAACGACUUUCUGGUGGAAAUAUCUCUGAAUAGGAAUGAAAUGGAGGCUCUGAAACUCCGACUCCGACUGACCGAGAACAAACUGAGAAAUGAACGCAAGUACGGGAUGGGGUGGGCAGAGAAUCGCCGCAAUGCUGGUUUGAUAGGGUCGGAGGACGGUGGGCGGAAAAAGCGAAAAAUUGAAGUGCCCCGAGGAAAGCAGAAGCUGGGUCCUGCAUUUGGAGGCGUGUGGGAGGAAGGAGGAGCAGCAGCUGGGGAAGUAGCAGGGGGAGGCUGGAAGGAGGCACGCCAGAUGUACCUCAUCCAUGUCCCUGGGGACGAGGAGGAGGAAGAAGAAGGAGAACUAUUGGAGGAGGGCUGUAUUUCGGGAGAGGGGGAGGAGACGGACAUCAUCAAAGAGGAGUCCGGUGAUAUGGUGGAUGGGGGUUACCAGCCUGCGUCUCUGCGGCUGAUCAAGGAAGCCCUGAAGAUGGACCCACCCAACCAGAACUGCCAUGGAUCCAGAACCCACAGCGAAGUAGGAGACAUGGAGCUCAGCCCUGUGGCCCUGAAGCGGCCCCUAGCCGUGAGGCCUGAAGAGGGGGAUGAGGAGGAGUGGGACGUGGGGUCCCCUCCAACGGAGGUGUCAGAGGGGGCGCUGAGUGUGGUGGACCUGAGUGGCCUGGAGACGGCCCUGAGGGCAGAGAGGGGGCGCGAGCAGGCAGCCCUGAAGAUCCCCCCCACAGCAGGCUCCAACCAUGGCUCCAGGACCCCUGACCCGGAAGUAGUGGCAGACAGUGAGUUCAGCCUGGGCCAGAAGUACAUUGGUCUGGAUGGGCUGGAACAGAAGGGGGAGCUGGAGAGUCCCACAGCCUCAGAGAGGGACUAUGGUGAUGCCCUGCAGGUUCACGGUGCCCGUCUGAAGGAAUUACAGGGGUCACUGCCAGUGGGGGCUGGAAGGGAGCUGCAGCCACGUUGGCCCAAGAGGCUGAGGGAUGGUGAGGGGAUGGGGGAGCCGGGAGGCUCAGACGAGGGCCUACAUCACCUGUCUGCUCCGGGUAGCGUGGAUGACAGUGGUGAGGAGGAGACAGGGGACCUGAUGCAUUUCUGCAUGCAGUGCGGCGGGGGCUUCGCCAACGAGGCUGAGCUGGAAGAGCACCCUUGCCCCCUGGGGGACGCCCACCUGCAGGAAGGAGGGACAGAGAACACCCUGUUCCCCUGCGCCUCGUGCGGCCACGCCUUCAGCCAUGCCUGGGCCCUGAAGAACCAUGAGUGUGUGUGCGCAGCCGAACGGCCCCACCGCUGCGAGCUCUGUGGGAAGGGCUUCACCCACUCUCGCUCGCUGGAGAGGCACCAGGUGGUUCACACUGGAGAGAGGCAGCACUGCUGCCAGCAGUGUGGGAGGAGCUUCAGUCGCCUAGGCAACCUGGAGAGGCACCAGCGGAUUCACACAGGCGAGCGUCCGUACGGAUGCGAGGCGUGCGGGAAGCGCUUCAGCAGGGUAGAGUACCUGAAAAGACACCAGCUGAUCCACAGUGGAGACAGAGACAAGGCCGGCAGCGCUCACCAGUGCUCCCAGUGUGGAAAGAGCUUCGGCGAACCAGAGCAGUUAAAAAACCACGAGUGCUUUUCAUAACAUUUUGAGACAUUUGAUAAUUGAUAUGUACCAGGAUUUCUUUGGAGAGGGAAAGUUGAAAUUGCUGACUAGGGUAGAAGUUGCUCCCUAAUCAGAGAGAAGAUCAACAUAAGAUCAUUUUAACCUAGCCUCAAUCCCGAAGUUGACCAUUAGAAAUCUAUAAAGCUCUGACCUUGUAUCAGUUGUUGGGGACACAUUCUACCUACUCCAAAAAAGAGGAACAAAGACCAUGCUGGCCAUCCAGGGACAGGUUGAAAUGAACUGUCUAAUUGUGCACAGAGAAACCUGUGCUUUUAUUUAUGUUUCUCAAUACAUUGUAUCUUUUACUAUAAGAAAUGAGUAUCUUCACUGAACAUCAAUCAUGACCUUGUUGAUCUUAACUAUCAAUGAUAAUAACAGUUUGGUAUUUUGUACUAUUUGUUUUUCAGUAUUAUCCAUCCGGGAAUAAACAUUUGACUAUUCAGUGA